Messenger RNA from Penicillium crustosum, 1260 nucleotides. RefSeq lists its product as uncharacterized. The transcript is spliced from 2 exons. Bases 1 to 1260 code for a protein of 419 amino acids. NCBI's taxonomy places the organism in Eukaryota, Fungi, Ascomycota, Eurotiomycetes, Eurotiales, Aspergillaceae. The record is from RefSeq and is a predicted model, not a curated record.
AUGGCGGGAAACACCCCACCACCUCCUGCUGUUACUGCAGCCGAGAAUACCACAACCGAGAAGACCACAAUCAGUUACUUGUUGUUCCGGGUCUUGUCCGGUAACAAAAUAUGCAAGGCAACGGAACUUGCUGCAUGUCUUCCUCAGUGGCUUAGCGACAUCGAAGACAAUAACCCAAUUCCUCCUGAGAUCCCAGAGCUGCUAACUCAUCUUCUGCUCCCAUUUGGUACAUCCUCUACUCUCGAAGACAUCGAGAAGCUCUCAGGUACCCACUCUUUGGUCGGUAGUCAGAAGUGGAUGAUGAAACUCCGUGUCCUCAUGGAGAACAAAGCACAUAAAAAGCUGCUGCAGAAGUUGGAAUCUAUGGGAGAUCAAGAGGUGUCAUUUGAAGAUCUCUGUGACCAAGAGAACGCUCAAGAGAACAGUAUGGAUGAUUAUCUCGUCGUUGGCCCCAAGUGGACCCUACAAUUUGACCAUGAUAUGCGGGAUGUGAUGACCCGGGGCGACAAAAACGCAAUGAAAAAGCAUCCCGACGUCUUUUACCUGACCGGCUGGGUUUCCUGGACAGUUCGGUCUCCUUAUUGGAAUGUCGCCUUGGCCACCGAUGAUCAAGGUAAUCGACUCCUCUCAGAUGAAGUAUUGGAUAGAGUCCUUCCUAAAUGGAGACAAAUUCUCACCGGGGAGACAAUCCCGACCCCGAAAUAUGGCGUUGUCGAUUCUUUUCGUUCGUGGCUGGCUCGUGAGGAGAAAAAGGCCAGUGAUCUCGGCAAACCUUGGCCAAACACCCCUAUCAAGAAUGUCCCUUCAAUUUCAGAGCCCAAGUUUGAAAGCCCCAGGACCCCGGAACCAUAUUAUCGCCCUCCCGAUUCUCGCCUUCGCAGCACAAAUGCGAGCCGUCUCUCUCCACUUGAAUCCACUCCCGAUGUCACCGAUGUCACCGACAGUGAGCAAAUUGAAAUGCUCCGGGAGAUACUCGCAGAAGUCAAAGAAUUGAGGAGAAUGAUCGGCCAAAUCAUCGAAAGGAACGAAGCGCUCGAGUUUGCAGAAAAUCAAAUGUAUGGAUCUUGGCACCAGGGCUACCCUCCCAUUCCUCAAGCAAUGCAACCAAACUAUUACGUGCCACCAGAUGAUCCAUUCGUCAGUGCUCAAUAUUAUGACCCGGCACUUGAGCAAGAUUGGCAACACUGGAACUCACAGUACUAUGACCAAGACCCAACUACCAUGCCAGACCCCGGAGCUGGUUCAGCUCAUCUAUUCUAA